Chenopodium quinoa (quinoa) is the source of this 5634-nucleotide messenger RNA. RefSeq names its product nuclear pore complex protein NUP160-like. Gene Ontology annotation, cellular component: nuclear pore. The record is from RefSeq and is a predicted model, not a curated record. Gene Ontology annotation, molecular function: structural constituent of nuclear pore. The coding region runs from base 488 to 4993 and encodes 1501 amino acids. NCBI's taxonomy places the organism in Eukaryota, Viridiplantae, Streptophyta, Magnoliopsida, Caryophyllales, Amaranthaceae. The transcript has 28 exons.
UGAGAGGAGAGAGAAAAAGGGUAAAGUUGUGUUUUUUGGGUUAGAGGAAAGUAACGUGAAUUGUUUCCCCAAUUUUUUUUUUACCGGAAACAAAGUGGUGGAAUGGGUUACCACCAAGAAACGGUAUUUGUUACUUUACUCCUUAACCAAACACAUUUUAACGAAAACGGUAACUUAAUUCCGUUUCCACACCCCUAUAAAAAAACCCAUAUCAAACACCCCCUCAACCCGACUUUACUCGGCCGAACUCGAUCCAAUCACCCAAAAGUAAUACCGCCUUCGGUGGAGGAGGGAGUACACAAUUAGGCGAUUUUCCGCCAAUUUCCACAUUCUCACAAAUUUCAUAUUUUUGGCCCUUUGGAGCUUUUUUACUUUUAUUCCGCUGCACCUCACUCUCUGUCACUCCUCCAUUGAAGCGUAUUCCCAGACCUCCAUUGAAGCGGCUUCUGAGCAUUCUCUCCUCCAUUGAAGCAGCUUCUGAGCUAAUAUGUUGCAGGAUUUUGCUAAAAUGGCUCAGGGACGAGCCUAUUCGAAAGUUGGAAUGGAGGUUCCUUUUAUUAACAGUGAUUCAAUCAAGUGGGUUGAGGCGUCUGUCCCCGAUUGUCAUGCUUCUUCUUCGAGUUCUCGGUCUAUUGCUCCACCUACCGAAGAUUGUGCUUCAUGUUCUGUUAUUGGGAGUCCUCCAACUUACCUCGUUUGGCGUAUGUGUCGGAGAUUGCCACAUGCUAUUGAAAUAUUAGAGCUUAAUGCUGAUAAAGACAUCCCAAGGGCUGGGUUGCGCAUCUUGUUCCCUGAGGCAUUGUCCCCGUUUGCUUAUAUUUGCGAGAAUGAGAUAAAUUCGGCUUAUGGCAAUGUUUAUCUUCUGUAUGUGUUAUCUGUCUCGGGCAUUGCUUACUCUCUCCAACUCAAAAGUGUCUCUGCUUAUGCUGCUUCUUUUAUUUUCUCAUCCAAUGAGAUUCUACACUUUGAUACAAAUGUCUCCCCUGAUUGCUCACCCAUAACUUCUGCCACUGCUACAAUCGGUUGUUUUAUUAUUGGGAGAGAUGAUGGUUCAGUCAUUUGUUUCAAACUUGGUGUACUUGAUGAAAAUGCUCCAGGUUUCAUGUAUGAGUUGCGUGAUGAGGCAGCUUUAAGUCGCUUGUGGGGUCUAAUGUCCAGAAGCAGAUUAGCUGGGUCUGUGAAGGAUUUGGUGGUCUCAGAUAUUCAUGGCAGAAAGGUUGUGUUUGUGCUCCAUUCUGAUGGAAGUCUACAAGUUUGGGAUCUUCUCCGUCAUAGCAAGCUUUUUAGUCAAUCUUUAAGUAGUCCAGGAACUGUUUUCUCUCGGCUAUGGGUUGGACCUGUAGAUGUUGAUGCAAAUGCAAUUCCUCUGGCAAUCAUGUACACACACUCCAUGGGAGUGAACACACAGGGACUUGGUAUCUGUAAUCUCAAUUUUUCCCCUGGAGAAAAGUACAUUUUGUCCAUUGGUUCAUCGAUGCAGUAUAUCCCUUUUGCUCAGGGGAAGGUGUUUGAUGUAAAAUUUUCACUGAGCAAGAUAUGGGUUCUAAUGGAAGAUGCACUGCUGCAACAUGACUUUGUUUCUCUAAAUGUUGAUACGGAAAAAGGACAAUGUUACUCCCUGCAGGAAGCUUUCAUUGCAGAGCAAUUGUUCCAGAGUUGUGAGCGUUCUCUAGACGAUCUUUACCAAACCACUUGCUCAAUCUUUUCAUCGUCAAAGACACAAAUCAUUGGAUUUGUUUCAUCUAUAAUAUUACGCAGGCUGCUACAUCCAGGAGUGUAUAGUAGCAAUGUUUUGCGUUUAACAUUAGAAGAUUAUGACAAGUGCUGGACAGAUUAUGAAUUUCAGGCAUUGACCAUUGAUGAAUUGAGCAGGGAAAUCCUGUUGCUUAUUGAACAUGAGGCCAUCAAUGGAAGUUCAUUUUCAGCCUUUAAAUGUUGGAAAGAAUUUUGUUUACGGUACUUCGAUCGAUGGUGCAAAAGCAAUACACCGUUCAAUUUGCUUGUUGAUUCAAUAAGUGGAGCUGUUGGAGUGAUAAGAGAAAACACUGUAUCUCUAUUUCGUUCCUUAGAGGAUAUUGAGUUGCUUGUAUAUGGCACUUUUGAAGAGCUCGAAGAUUUUCCUAAGUUUGGGGUUGAUUCGUCUAACUAUGGUCUCGAGCGUGAGAUACUAUUUGAAGUGCUUCGCAGCUCUAGGCGUAUAGGCCGAAGAUUAGGCCCAAUCAUCUCACCUAUUGUUUAUGAAUCAGUUGUCGGCGAAUCAAUGUCCUCUUCUGAGGAUGUAGUGACUCGCUUGCUGAGUACUGUGAAAUGUGGUUAUAGCGCAUCUGUUGUGGCAUCAGUAUCGGAUCUUGGAGCUGAUUUUAUUUGGAAAGAGGAACUUUUGGAGCAUAAAACUUUGAGGAAAUUCACCAUGGAUACUUUAAUAUCCAUUCACGGUUUGUGCAAGAAAGCCAAUGGAUGGGGUGGCGUAUUGAAUGUCAUUGAGAGCUAUUUGAAUCUUUUAGUACCUCGAAAGCCCACAGAAAGUCUGAAUUCAGAUAUGAUGUUGAGUGCCAACAUAUCCAUCAUGAUUCAGGCCACCUCACAAGUUGCUGAAAUGAUGUUCGAGUCUGCAUUGAAUGUGCUUUUAUUUUUAAGCUAUAUUUUGGACAUCAGUGCCCAGGUUCAUAUGAAACCUGAUGAUAUUUCUAGAAUCCAGCUUGAACUUAUUCCUAUGAUUCAUGAAACAAUAGCUGAGUGGCUUAUCAUCCAUUUUCUGGCUACUAUGCCAUCAGAAUCUCAUUCAGCAGAAGAUUUCAGCUCUCAAUUAUCAUCGUUAAAUAUAGAUAGUGAUAAUGGUAAAGGAUCAUGGAUUGCAAAGCUUGGUUCAAUUGACUUCACCUUGGCUUUUAUUCUGGUAUUGGAUGGACAGGGUUCAUCCGAAGGGUGGAGUUAUCAGUCUUUAAGUUGUCUUCCUAAUCCAGGCAGCUUCAUUAAUUUAGUUAAACAUUUCAGUGGUUGGCUAGUUUGGGGCAUGUCUAGUGAACCUCCUUUAUAUAUUUUUGGGCAUUCAACUGAGAUUGCUCUUAGCCUACUGAGACAUGGCCAGUAUAAUGCUGUUCAGAAUUUGCUUAAGAUUGUGGACGCACAUUUGAGGAAUGAGAAGUUGUCUGGAAGCAUUCAAAAUAGUGAUGGUCAGUGGUGUGUACUUCAUCAUCUUCGAGGAUGUUCACUUCUUGCUCAGGCUCAAAGGGUACCAUGUGGACCUUCAAAGGAGAAAAAAGUUAGUGAAGCCAUGAGAUGCUUCUUUAGGGCUUCAUCUGGAGAAGGGGCUGCCCAAGCACUGCAGAAAUUGUCAGCUGAGGCUGGACUAUCACAUUUGGAAUUUUCCAAAUUUGCCUCUGCUGCUGCAUGGAAGCUUCAUUAUUAUCAAUGGGUUAUGCAGAAAUUUGAGCAAUAUACCAUCAGUGAUGUUGCUUCUCAGUUUGCUUUGGCCGCCCUUGAGCAGGUGGAUGAAGCUGUUGAAACUGAUGGUAAUACUUCUAAGCUCUCUUUCUCUGACGAAUCAACAACUUCUAUUAAGGGGAGGCUCUGGGCAAAUGUUUUCAAGUUUGCCUUGGACCUUGAUCAAUACUAUGAUGCAUAUUGUGCACUAGUUUCAAAUCCAGAUGAUGAGAACAGAUUUAUUUGCUUAAGGCGGUUCAUAAUAGUUCUUUAUGAACGUGGUGCAACAAAGAUUCUUUGUGACAGCCAUCUUCCCUUUAUUGGAUUAAAUGACAAGGCUGAGCAGGAGUUAGCUUGGAAGGCAGCAUGUUCAGAUAUUUCAGCAAGGCCAAACCCUUACAAAUUACUGUAUGCCUUUGAGAUGCAUCAACAAAAUUGGCGAAAAGCAGCAACAUACAUAUAUAUGUAUUCAGUUCAGUUGAAAAAUGAACUAACUCUGAGAAGUCACCAGAAUACUUCUCUUGCUCUUCAAGAAAGGCUGAACGGAAUUUCUGCUGCUAUCAAUUGCCUUCACCUUGUUCACCCUAUGUAUGCCUGGAUUGACUCUCGGAUGGGUGGAUGUCAUUUGCACAGUGUGUCUCAUCCAACUAAAAAGGCUAGAACUAUGGAAGAACAACCAGGUGGUGUUGAUGACUCAGCUCAAAGACAGGAGUUGUAUAUUAGUAUUGAAAAACUUGAAGACGAGUUUGUGGUGACAUCUGCAGAAUAUUUGCUUUCCCUUGCAAAUGUUAAAUGGACGCAUACUAGAAAUGAAAAAUAUCCAUCAGAUCUCAUGGACCUUUUAGUUGAGUCAAAUUUGUAUGAUAUGGCAUUCACAAUAGUGACACGGUUUUGGAAGGAUUCUGGAUUGAAGAGGGAACUUGAAAGAGUCUUCUCUGCUAUGGCCCUGAAAUGCUGCCCAAAUAAAGCCAGUUCUCCAAUGGUUGGAUCACCUGGGCUGUUAUUAACAUAUACAAAGGAUGAAUUGAUGAUGGAAGAACCAUUUAAUGUGGGCUCUCAAUCGGUACUUACAAAGAGAAAUCAGUGGGAAGCGCUUGAGCAGUAUCUUGAGAAAUACAAAGAAUUUCAUGGAAGACUACCUGUAGUAGUUGCAGAAACUAUCCUCCGCUCUGAUUCUCAGAUUGAACUGCCUCUUUGGUUAGUUAACAUGUUCAAGGGUGCACGUAGGGAAAGUAGGGGCAUGACUGGCCAAGAAUCAAAUCCUGCAACUCUUUUCAGGUUAUAUGUUGAUUAUGGACGAUAUCCGGAGGCCACAGAACUUUUGAUUGAAUACAUAGAGGCCUAUGCUUUAGUGCGACCAGCUGGCAUAGUAUAUAGGAAAAGACCCUUUGCAACUUGGUUCCCUUACACAGCAAUUGAACGCCUGUGGUGUCACCUUGAAGAGUCAAUACGUGUAGGUCACAUGACUGAUAAGUGUGAAAAAUUAAAAGUUCUUUUGCAUGGAGCCUUACGGAGCCAUCUCAUACUGUUGAAAACCGACUCGGAGGAUACUAUUUCUUCUGAUCUUUGAGAAAUAUCAUUUGCAUUUGACUUGAUAUGGCAUAAUAUAACAUCAUGUCCAGAGUUGGGCAUCCUUUAACAAUUAUUCCCAUGAGAAAAGGUGCCUUUUUUUGGUCGCAGAAGCUGCUUUCACAGUAUUGAUUUAAUGAUCGUGGAUUGAGUUCAAUGAAACCUGUACAUGUUAAGAAACCAGCACUCUGCAGCAUAUACAUUAUCAAUGUAGAAUCUGGGCAAUCACAAGGAGCUGAGCACAAAAGAAGCAAUAUCAAGCUGUGUAAUCUUGGAGAAAGUGCGUUCCUUAAGCCUCAGUAGGGAAAGACUUGUGGACCUAGCCUGAUUGCAAGCAUGGCAUGCAUCCUGUGUCUUGGCAGUCAGUAGAAGCAUGGUUUAGCAGCUGGAUUGCCUGGAGAAAUUAGCUGUGUAAAUGCAAUUAGCAUAUAGCAACUGCCAGCAUGUGCAGUCAUUAGGAGAUUUCAUAUAUGUUCACUGCUGACCUCUGCUGAGAUUUUUUUUUUUCAUCGCGGCUCAAAUGUAUAUUCUGUUAGUAGAAAUCAGAAGGUAUAUGUUAACGUUAAUUAUUCCUGGUUAGGAGUGCAUUACUACUAAUUAGCAUUCAUCAAUAGCCAGCUAAAAAAUGUGCUUUUCCUGAUU